UCAAAGUGUACAUUCCAGAGGGCAUAAAAGGGUCAAGCAGGCUUUCAUUCCCCACAGUUUCACCAGGAACUUCCAAGGCUUUAUUGAACGAGACAUUCCAAGCUCAUGAAUGAAAGCUCCGUGUGCCACACGUGUGCUCCGGUCAGAGCUUCCAGUAGCGUUGGGGUCCCCAGCUCGGUCGUUUCUAGUGUAUGUUCCACUGUCCUGCUGAAGACGUCGCCUUGCAUGAAGGUCUUCUCUCCGACGUGUAUCAUGGACUGUAGUAUCUUCACCCGCGCGUGCAUAUGCUGUCUGCUGUUGGUGGCCAAGUUGCUCACUAUUGAAUCGGUCAGUGUGAAGCCACCAAGCGUCCGUACACUCACUCCUUGGUGCACGGGGCGAGAUUUGGAUUUGAAAUGGCUGUCGCCGUCGGAAGAAGUCGAUGAUGACAAGCAUGCUCCCACCGUAGAUUUUUAUCCUGUUGGCGGCGAGCUUGGUGUCUCGUUAAACUGGUCUAGCUGGGCAAGGGACAUUGCAGACGAGGAUACAUCGCAUGCCGGCUACCUCAUUGCCAUCAAGAUACCAGCCUAUGGAGGCUAUGGCCGUUGUUCAUGUUUCCGUGUUCCGACGGGGGUUCAUUCUCUUCACGCUCGAUCCUCUGCAACCGAGGCAGACAUCAGAAGCAUUAGUCAGAAGCAGCGCUGGCUGAAUGGCUGUCUUUAUCCUGCCUACUCCACAAUGGUGGACGUAAAACGACUAGUAGAGAUAAAAUCGUUUGGUGCAGUUACCAAGACGACGGCUGUGUCGUUCACAAUUCCAUCCUGCGCUAGUCUGGACUGCCGGCCAAAAUUUUGCCAGCAACAGAAGCGGUACCAGAUAUGUCGCUUGCCAUUGCCGGUGCGUAACCUGCGAACAGAACCGGUCAACUCCACUGCAGUGCGAGUCUCGUGGCAACACCGGAAACGUCCGCAUGUCACGGCACUGCCCGCCAUCACUGGCUUCACGGUUCACCUUCAGUGUGUUACGUGUGAUGUGACUGAGAGCAGGACGUUUACAACCAGCGCAGGUAUGACAUCGCUGAUUGUCACCAAACUGCAAGUGCAGCAUCACUACAAAGUCACAGUGAGAGCUGGAAUUCAUCCACACCCAUUCAGCCACAAGCGUCACAUUGAUGUGUUCUUGCGCGACCGUUCGCCACCGCCAGAGGUGUUAACAACUGUGGCUAGCACGCCAGCAGCAUUCGCCGUGGAAACAGUGGCCAUGGAAACAGUGGCCACGGAAACAGUGGUCAUAGAAACGUGACAUGGAACAUACUAGUCCUGUCCAGACCCUUUCUACCACAGAGAGGAGAAAGUUACUCUCCAAGCAGCCAUGUCCAGACAACAACCACAGCAAAAUCUACAUCAAGAAGAACUGUAGCGGAGUGUUCACCCCCAUUUCUGCUUCAUUUAUCAAUUUGAUGACUAGCAAAUAUAUUAAAUAUUCACCUUCAACCCCCGUAUUUAAUUAACUAGGGUAAUCAAUUAUUGCAGCGAGGAGGAAGAAUUGUGCCGAAAGCAUUCCUUAUUGGUCCUUGUUGCAGAAUUUAAAGUGUUUACUCUGAAACAACUGUUUACAAAUCCAGCUUUCAGAGAACACAAGUGACAAGUUGACAAAAACACACGAAUAUAACACGACUUUCUUCUCUCUCGUCAACAUACACUUAACACACAGAUACUUCGAUAAUCAAAAAUUGAUGCUAACAAAACAAAAUCAAAAACACUGUACAAGCAAUGAACAACAUCAUGAUGUAUUGUGAAAUUCCCCAUGCAACUGAUAUUUAUAGUCAGCUUUUUAACAUAAUUAUUAUCAUGGACUAUGUACAAAAAGAUAUAUACAAAAGUUUCACUCGAUGUGCAAAAUCACAAUUUAA
Messenger RNA from Sycon ciliatum, 1891 nucleotides. RefSeq lists its product as uncharacterized. The transcript has 11 exons. NCBI's taxonomy places the organism in Eukaryota, Metazoa, Porifera, Calcarea, Leucosolenida, Sycettidae. The record is from RefSeq and is a predicted model, not a curated record. The coding region runs from base 106 to 1281 and encodes 391 amino acids. Gene Ontology annotation, molecular function: protein binding.